Messenger RNA from Periophthalmus magnuspinnatus, 1414 nucleotides. RefSeq names its product centromere protein U (gene cenpu). The record is from RefSeq and is a predicted model, not a curated record. The coding region runs from base 87 to 1220 and encodes 377 amino acids. Gene Ontology annotation, cellular component: nucleus. The transcript has 13 exons. Lineage: Eukaryota; Metazoa; Chordata; Actinopteri; Gobiiformes; Gobiidae.
GCGGCAAAUUUGAGUUUUGUUUACAAUAAACGUUUUAUUGUAAACAAAACUCAAAUUUGCGAUUAAACUGCGAUUAGUCUCCAAAUAUGGGAGCAAAGAAGGGCAAAAAACCUCCACAAAAACCACAAGAAAAGAACAAAAAAGCUUUACAAAUUGAUAUGGCUGUGGCUAGUGAUUUGUCUUCUUUAGCCACUGCAAGUUUCAUCGAGGGACUCCAGCACAGCAAUGGUCCUCCUCUUCAUAGUACAGCUGUGGAGGAAGACUUGGCAGCUGCAGAGGAAGAACAGGUCCAGAAGAAGUUGACAAAACGUCCUGCAGCUCACAAGGAGACAAAAAAUCAGAAGAGGCCAAAAUCCACUCCACAAAAAAAGGCAACAAAGAGGAAGAGUUCUGGACAUGCAGAUGCAGCCAGAGCAGUCAAAAAGCAGAUGGUAAAGAGCCAAAAGGGAAUCACUUCAUCAGAGAAAUCCAGUCAACAGUCUCAGGAGCAGUCAGAAGGAGAAGCCCCCUCUCAUGGCCACAGAGACAUGUUCUCAUCUGACGAAGACCUGGAGGAGAGCUGGAAACCAAGUCCAAAGAAACAUAAAGGUCUCAGUUCAAAGAGAUCCAGGAUGUCUUCAUCUGACAGAUCCAGAAAGUCUUCUUCAGGCAGCGGAUACCAGCCUGAAAAAGUGAGAGAAAAGAAGAAACUUAAGCGAUCGAGUGUCACAGAGUCUGAAAUGGUGUUGGAUGAGUUUUUGGACUUCUUUGAACAAUACAAGCAGACGGUCGAGUCUAAAGCAGUGAACCAGGCGCUGGAUUAUUUUGCCUCAAAUGUUAAAGAUCAACUCACAGAAAAGAUAUACUCCAAUAAACAGCUGAAGACUGUGAUGAGGGAAAACUCUAAGUUGGCCUCAGCAAUUCGGACGAAGAGGCAGAGACUUUUGGAUGCCAAGAAUGAACUCAUUAAGUCAGAGCGACAGUUGUGGCUGCUGCAAAAGGACAAAUCUGAACUGGAGCAAAACUUAAAGGAUUUAAAUCAAAGCAGAACUUUCCUCCAAAACCUGCGAGAGCUCAAUAAAAGAUAUCUCCAACACCGACAGAAGAAUCUACAAGAGAGAGAAACGUACGGCGCGUCAAGUUUACCUGCUUUACUCAUCGAGGCUAAACACGUCCGAACUACAGAACUUCAGCUGAAAGAAAUCAAUGACAGACUGCAAAAAGUUGUCACAGAAAAAUAGAGAAGGGGAUUGAGUGUUUUAUAUUUUUCACAUUAAAUUGUAAAAAUAUUAGUUCAUUACUUGUGUUAUCUGUCCUUAAAGAUACUGUACUGAUCACAGAAAAUGGAUUGUUUCCUUUUUAGCAUUUAAAAUUUCCAAUCAGUUUUCUGUUGUUAAAAUAAUAAAUUUAAAUCAUGUUUUUUUUUUAUCUGUGU